UUAAAAAAAAAGAGAUUUGUAUCUGUGUCAUUUUUGGUGAAAACUUUUUAUUUUAAAGUGAAAUUUUAUAUAAUUGUUAGCAACAACCUGGCAUUUUGCAGAACUCUUAUCGAAAUCGUUAUAAACUCCCUACAUUGAAAAUUCUGUUAUGUUACCAGUGAACAUCACAAAGCUAUAUUUCGUUUGGUUUUCUGGUCAAAGUUUUUAAUAAUUUAGUGUUAGAAUCAUGGUUAAAUUAUAUUGCAUUAGUAUUUUAUACAAAGGGAGUUCGUCAGCGACUUGGUUAAAAUCUGCUUUUGACUUACAAACUUUUAGUUUUUUCCAAAGAGGAUCUGUUCAGGAGUUUAUGACAUUCUUUUGUAAAACUAUAGUGGAACGAACUAUACCAGCUUCUAGGCAAUCUGUUAAGGAAGGAGAAUAUUUGUGUCAUGUGUAUGUUAGACAUGACAACUUAGCUGGCGUUGUAAUAUCAGACCAUGAGUAUCCUUCUAGAGUAUCUCAUACAUUGAUUACAAAGAUAUUAGAUGAAUUUGCUGCAAAAAUUCUACCAGCAAACUGGCCCAAUUUACAAGAAAAGGAUGUAGCUUUUCCCCAAUUAAAUACAUACCUUGCCAAAUACCAAAAUCCUAGAGAAGCUGAUGCUAUGACUAAAAUACAGGAAGAUCUUGAUGAAACGAAAAUUAUUCUGCAUAAUACAAUACAGGCUGUGUUAGAAAGAGGAGAAAAAUUGGAUGAUCUGGUAAAUAAAUCGGAGGGUUUGAGUAUACAAUCAAAGGCAUUUUAUAAGACAGCAAGAAAAACAAAUAGUUGUUGUAGCUUCACUUAAAGGAAAAUUAAACCAUUCCCCAUAAAUGUAUACAUUUAGAAUAUUUUCUAAAGUAAUUUAUGGUGUAAUUUUGUGUUAAACAGCUUUAUGCAUACCUAUGUGACUAUAUAUUAAAUAAGGACAGGGUGAUAUGCCUAUUAAACUGUUAUUAAAUGUAUUAGUGUAAGAAAAUUACCAUAAAAUUUCCUUGUGUUAUAUAAAACAGCAUGUGGUUGCAAAGUUCAUAUAAAAUUAAAUGUUAAAAUAUUUUUAAAUGGCAAAUAAUAUGUCAAUGUUUAUUAUAAUAAAUGUUCAUUGUAUUUUAGUUUAUUUUAAUCACAUAAACGGUUUUCUUUUUAUAAUUUA
This is a messenger RNA of Psylliodes chrysocephalus, 1171 nucleotides long. Lineage: Eukaryota; Metazoa; Arthropoda; Insecta; Coleoptera; Chrysomelidae. The record is from the annotation of a GenBank genome assembly.